GUCCAGCUGCGAGGGUCCAGUCUUCAUGCACUGGGAUUUUUCUCAGCGCCGACACCAAGUGAAUCUUCCUUUUAAAACCAUUUGAUAACCGUGCCUGCCAAAAAAAAAAAAGCCCACCAUGAGCGCCUCUUUGAAUCCUGACAGAACGGGACUCGUGAGGACAGAGUGCAGAUGUACAUAUAACGGGACGAGGAAACUGGAUGGUAUAAGGAUUUUUGCGCUAAUGAAGGUGGGAGUACAGGCGCAUCACUGGAGCGGGGUGCUGUUCUUCUAUAUGGGGCUGCUGGCUGCAUCGGUUAAGGCUCAAAACUGCAGUCACGCACUACACAGUCCAAAUGGGACAAUAGAAAGCCCCGGAUACCCGUAUGGAUAUCCCAACUACGCCAACUGCACAUGGGUGAUUGUGGCACAGGAACACAACCGGAUACAGUUGGUAUUUCAAGGCUUUGCCUUAGAGGAGGACUUUGACAUCCUUUCAGUCUACGACGGGCAACCCAGUCCAACAAACUUACGGACACGGUUGACGGGGUUUCAACUGCCCGCCCCUAUAGUCAGCACAGGACCCAGACUCACACUAUGGCUGCUGUCAGACUAUGCCGUAAGUGGCCAGGGCUUCAAAGCCGUGUACGAAGCCCUUCCAAGCUAUACCUGUGGGAAUCCAGGCCAGCUGCUGAAUGGCAUGCAGCAGGGCUCUACUUUCAACAUCGGGGAUAAGAUCCGCUACAGCUGCAACCAGGGUUAUGUGCUGGAGGGCCACACUGUGCUCUCCUGCCUGGCCACUUCCUCCGGCACCGCUGCCUGGGACUUCCCCCUGCCGUACUGCCGAGGUCUGUCUGUCUUUGUGCUUGUAGAGCUUGUUGAGCCAAAUCUGAGAUUUGGUAAAUACUGCAAGUUUACUGGUCCAAACCUGCCAUCACCCAUCAUCAGCAGCAAAAACUGGCUGAGACUCCACUUCACAUCCGAUGGAAACCACAAACUGAAAGGCUUCAGUGCUCAGUAUCAAGUGAAGAAGAUGACAGAACUGAAGUCCAGAGGGGUGAAGAUGCUGCCAAGUAAAGACAACCACAGCAAGAUAUCAGUUUUAUCACAGAUGGGGGUGGCGCAAGGACACAACAUGUGUCCAGACCCAGGAAUCCCAGAGAGGGGCAAAAGAAAAGGCUCUGAUUUCAGGCGGGGUGCUACUGUGCACUUUUCUUGUGACGAAGGUUACGAGCUUCAGGGGUCUAAAAGCAUCACCUGCCUGCGAGUUACGGACAGUUAUGUUGGUUGGAGUGAUGACCGGCCUAUCUGCAGAGCUCCUAUGUGUGGCGGUCAGCUCCGUGGCCCGAGUGGCAUUAUCACCUCCCCAAACUUCCCAGUACAGUAUGACAACAACGCUAACUGCACAUGGAUCAUCACAACUUCGGACCCUUCCAAGUCCUUCUUUUGUUCUGUGCACUAUCGUCAUUCAGCGGACUGGUAUUAUCUGCUACUCCACUUCUGCAGGGACUUCUGUUUUGACAAAAAGCCUCAUUCCUCCAACAAGUCCCACUCCCUGCUAUGUAGUCUUUGA
Sinocyclocheilus grahami is the source of this 1552-nucleotide messenger RNA. Its product is annotated as CUB and sushi domain-containing protein 2-like. The coding region runs from base 119 to 1552 and encodes 477 amino acids. The record is from RefSeq and is a predicted model, not a curated record. NCBI's taxonomy places the organism in Eukaryota, Metazoa, Chordata, Actinopteri, Cypriniformes, Cyprinidae. The transcript has 11 exons.